Molecule: messenger RNA, 3294 nt
Organism: Leptomonas pyrrhocoris
Lineage: Eukaryota; Euglenozoa; Kinetoplastea; Trypanosomatida; Trypanosomatidae
Exons: 1
Coding region: 55-3294 (1079 amino acids)
Biological process (GO): maturation of SSU-rRNA from tricistronic rRNA transcript (SSU-rRNA, 5.8S rRNA, LSU-rRNA)
Cellular component (GO): 90S preribosome; small-subunit processome; t-UTP complex
Molecular function (GO): RNA binding; protein binding
Source: RefSeq, a predicted model, not a curated record
GCGAACCUGCAGCAACUCGCAAACAAAGAAACCUAGAAGGAGAAAGGACUUGUUAUGCCACCCAAGAAGAAACGCACGGCUGCGGCCGCCAAGGCUCCUGCCAUGACCAACAAAACACCGUCGGCAUCAUCCACCAAGCCCACGUCGUCGUCGCCCUCGCCGCCGUCUUCUCCGCCCCCCGCACGCGAGGCGUCUUCCCUACUCAACCCCGCAUCUCAGAACGGGUCCACUUCGCCGUCCGCCAAGCAGGACGGCCGCCGCAGUCAGAGCGGAGGCGAACAUGCCAUCACGCCGAAGCGCGCGUCGGCGUCGCAGCCGCAGCCGCAGCCGCAGCCGCUGCGAACCCCCGAGCGCCAGGGCAGUCACGGCCACCUUUCAGCCCUCCGUCCGCAACGCAGCCGCGAUCGCGACAAUGCCGCUUCUCCGUCCGUCCCACCGGCGCCCGCCACCACGCCAGUUCCAGCAGCGGAGAGGACACCACGUCGUGAGGGCAGCAACGGUCGCGACCACCAGCGCAACAGCCGCAAGUCUACUGGGCUGUCUCUCUCCGCUUCGCCGGUGCCGCCGCCGCCCCCACCGACGACACCGGUGCCUGCGGCGAAGCGUGCAUCCUCCUCAUCGCAGAAGCAACAGCAGCAGCAGAGAACGCCGUCAAGAAAGAGGAAGGAUCGCACCGCCUCAGCUCAGGGAAGAAUGUCACCGGAGACGAAGAAAAGGUUGAUGACGACAUCAUCGGGUGACCCGGCAGCUACAGCUGCCACCACCGCGAACACCACCACCACCUCAAAGCCACCCAAGAAGAACGACAAUGUCAAGGGCAGCUUGGAGGGCAGCGGAGGCAGCGAGCAGACGACAAAGAAGCACAAGCCGCUGAGCCGCAGCGUCCGCCGAUAUCGUAGUCGUCAUUCGGAGAAUGCGUCACCCCUCUCCUCUCCGUUGUCGCACUCCGUCCAGAGCGUCAUUCGGGAGUCGAAGGUGAUCGCACCGGAUGUGAGCGGCAUCCGCUGUCUCGCCAUCCACCCAUCCGAGCAGCACGUCGUGGUGGCGCGCGAGAACGGGUCGUUGGUGCUGUACGACGUCUCUUUCUUUCAGAACAUCCCGCAGUUCGUACAGCGCCGCCACACCGGUGGCCAGACGCGGCGCACCAUCACAAGUUUGGCCUACGUGGCCGUGCCCGCACCAACCUCCGCCUCGACGACGUCCUCAUCGACAACAACCGCGGCUACCACGGCGCCGGCAGCGUCGACGCGGUACGUCCUCCUUGCGUCUAUGAUGUCGGGCCAGGUGGUGAUCUACGACGCGGAGCUGCUCGUUCCGCUGGCGCUGCAUCAGCGAAGUGGAGGCGCUAUUUGGCAGAUGACGGCGGCCAGCCCCGCGUGUAUCUACGCGGCGAUGGCAGAUAGCAGCUGGCAGCAACUGCGCCUCACGUGCAAGCGGGACGGGGCGGCGCCGCAGUUGGAUCUGGUGCGCGUCGUGCCGGGCAUCAGCGGUGCCGAUCGCGCUCUCACCGUGGCGACGUCGGCCUCGCUGAGCAUGGCGGUGGGCACUGAUGAUGUCGGCAACGUGCACGCUUGGCGUCUGCCCGCCGCAAACGACGUCAACGACGACGAUGCGGAUGAUGACACACCGGCGGCGCGCAGUCGUGGGCUGGCAGAGCACGAGUCCCUCUGGACGACGAGACUGGCGAAGGGCGUCGCGCUGAGCUGCGCGGUGGUCGGCGGCACGCGGCGGCCCUGCGUGGUGGUGGGGACUUCGAUGGGGGAUGUGGUGCUGCUCGACGCGGCUCACGGACACGUCUUUCAGACCUUCUCGCAGCACAAAGGGCCCGUGACGACGCUGGUCGUGCAGAACGACGCGGUGGUCUUCGCCUCUGGCUGGCACGAGAGCCUGCGUAGCUACCGCUGCAGCGGCGAGGGCGACUGGCACCCGGCAGAGGUGAAGCGGCGCACGCACUACCACGAGGCCAGCCAGCUCGCUUUGAUGCCGGGCCGCCAGUUAAUCCUCUCCGCGUCCCGCGAUGGCACCGUGCUGUACGCGCCGACGGCGCAACUGUUUCACACCCCGGCGAUGUACGUGGUGGUGACGACGCAGCAGUUCGCCUACGCGGCGGGUCGCGGUGUGCUGCUGCAGUCCCGCUUCGACACGGUGGAGGCGUUCUGUAUGGACGAGGCGGACCGCCACUGGGUACCGCUUUUUGGCCACCGCCUCGAAGGUCGCUUCCACCUGUCGGGCUUGUGGUGCGACGAGCAGCUUCGGUACAUCCUCUUCAGCACGGAGGAGCGUUUGGGAUUGCUGAAGGUGGGGUGGCGCGCGCAAGCGGCCAUGGCGAUAGUUCGGAUAGAGGAGGUGCUGGAGCUGCCAGCGCGCACGGGUGUGGUGGACGUGUGCUGGGGCGGACCUGCGCCGAGGAACAGUUCCGAGGUCAAGGACCAGGAUGACGAGGAAGUUGCGGCGGCGGAUGCGUCGACGUCUGCCACGGCAGCCGCGCCGCAGGUGCUGUACAUUUUGUAUGAUGACUGCAUCACGAGCGUCACCCUCGCCGAGGGCUACCCCGUGGUGAACACGGCGGUGCUGGUGAAGGGCAAGGGUCUGCCUGCCGACUCGCUGCGGCCGUACCGGGUCUUCAGCCGACACAUAUCUGUGAAACCCGGCAAGGCGCAGAAUUCUUCUGGCGAGGUUGCGACACGUGAGCUGGUGAUCUACGGCCACCGUGGAAGCUGCCGCCUUCCACUCCUGGCCGAUGGCACGCCGGAGGCGGAAAAGCUCGUGGCGGAUUUGGAUGACGUGUACGAGCUGGUGCAGGAAGUGCCGGUGCUGGCAAAGCAGAGGCAGAGCAGCGAUGGCGACGGCGACCGACCCGUGAAGAAGGCGAAAGGAGAGGCGGCUGACACGGAGGCUGCAGCGGCAUCUGAAUCAAGUACGGUUACGACUGCCGUUGCGCUGACUCCGUCGGCUCUCGUCGGUCUCUCCGCAACGCAGGAGCGAUACAUCGUCGGCGCGACGCUGCACUCCUCCGCGGCGGGGGCAGUGCCGCUGCCGGCGACGCUGCCGCACGAUGUAAAGUGGAUUGCACGCCUUCCGGCGUCGUCCGCGAGCGCGUACACGUACCUCGGCUACUUUAGCCGAGGACUGUUGGUGGCGACGGGGGACACGUGGCACAUGUUGCGUCGCAUGAACGUCGAGGCCGCCUUUGUUGUACGGGGAGGGACGGAGGUGCUGGUGCUGGAGCGCAACCUGGAAAAAACGUUGGAGUCGUUGCCCCUGACAUGGAAGGUUCGCCGGUUUGGCAACUAA